CCCAUGGAUGUCAGCAAUUGGACACAAGUGCCAGAGUUUGUCUUCCUGGGCUUCUCAGGUGUCCCACAUGGCCACUUCUACCUCUUCUUGGUGUUCCUAACCAUCUACUUGGUUACCGUAAUUGGGAACACCACAAUAGUCACCCUGAUCCAGCUGGACUCCCGCCUUCACAGCCCCAUGUACUUUUUCCUCAGCCACUUAUCCUGCUUGGAUGUUUGCUACUCAUCUGUCACUGUCCCCAAGAUCCUGGUGAACUUCUUGCGCCAGAGUCACACCAUUGCGUAUAACCAGUGCAUGGCCCAGAUGUUCUUCCUGAUGACAUUUGCGGGGUCAGAGUGUGCACUGCUGGCUGUCAUGGCCUACGACCGCUACGCUGCCAUUUGCCAACCGCUGCAUUACAGUAAUCUGAUGGGCAAUCAGAUACGUAUUCCUCUGGCCAUCGCCUCUUGGAUUUGGGGCUUCCUCGACUCAGCCAUUCACACCACUCUGGCCACAAAUCUGUCCUUCUGUGGGGCCAAUCAGAUUGACCACAUCUUCUGUGACGUUCCACCGCUCCUGAAAAUUGCCUGCAGUGACACCUACAUCAACGAGAUCACGCUCCAUCUGGCCAGCAUCUUCAUGGGUUUGAGCCCUUUCUUGUUCAUCAUCCUGUCCUACGUCUACAUCCUGUCUGCCAUCCUGCGGAUCCGCUCAAAUACUGGUAGGCGCAAGGCCUUCUCCACCUGUGCUUCUCACAUGAUCGUUGUCACCAUUUACUUUGGGAUGGCAAACGUGAACUACAACCGCCCCAGUGCUGGCUACUCCUUGGGGAUCGACACUCUAAUCUCCACGCUGUAUUGUAUCAUCACCCCCAUGCUGAACCCCCUGAUCUACAGCCUCCGAAACAAGGAGGUGAAGGAAGCCCUGCAGAAGGUCCUGGGACGUCAGAAGAAAGGAUAUACUUCCGCCUAG
This is a messenger RNA of Elgaria multicarinata webbii, 951 nucleotides long. Its product is annotated as olfactory receptor 5AR1-like. Gene Ontology annotation, biological process: G protein-coupled receptor signaling pathway. The record is from RefSeq and is a predicted model, not a curated record. Gene Ontology annotation, molecular function: olfactory receptor activity; odorant binding; G protein-coupled receptor activity. Gene Ontology annotation, cellular component: membrane. The transcript has a single exon. NCBI's taxonomy places the organism in Eukaryota, Metazoa, Chordata, Lepidosauria, Squamata, Anguidae. Bases 4 to 951 code for a protein of 315 amino acids.